ACAACAUGCCGUCCUUGUGGAGUCUUAGUUGUCUUCUUUUGGUUCUUGGAUCCCUACAGAUUGUAACGCCUUCUUAUUAUGAUGGAGUUGAGGAGCUGGAUAAUAAUCUAAUUCUCAGCUCAGUCAAGGAAGCAAAGAAGCUGGUAGAUACUGCCUACAAGCGGACCCGUGAUAUCCUUAAAGAGCGUCUUAGGAAAAGAACGUUGACUCCAUCUGAUGUCAUGACAUACUUCAAGCAACCUGUGGCUACAAGCAGAACACACAUCCGAGCCGCAGAUUACAUAGAGACCACCUUUGAACUUCUGACUGAAAAGGUUCGAAGCAUCUACAGCCGACCCUUCAACAUCUCAGACCUGCUGACAACCAAUCAGAUAGACAUGUUGCAUAAGGUUUCUGGAUAUGCUUUCCUACAUCUUCCAAAAGCUUGUCCCCCAACCCAAUACCGUACCUUCACUGGGGAGUGCAACAACAGGAGAUUUCCAAACUUUGGAGUUUCCAAUAGACCUUACACACGCUUGCUACCAGCUCAGUAUGAAGACGGGAGAGGGCUCCCUCAAGGCUGGACAGAAAAUAGUAGGAUCAAUGGCUUCACCUUACCUCUGGCAAGGGCUGUCUCCAAUGAGAUUGUCCGAUUCCCAGAAAGAGAACAGACUCUGGACAAACAGCGGUCUCUCAUGUUCAUGCAGUGGGGACAGUGGAUCGAUCAUGACCUUGAUCUGGCACCAGAAACACCAUCAAGAUCAACCUUCAUAAGAGGCCUUGACUGUGAUCACAGCUGUGCUCGGGAGCUCCCAUGCUUUCCCCUGCGGAUCCCCCCAAAUGACCCUCGUAUAACCAACCGCAGUGACUGUAUCCCCCUUUUCCGCUCAAGUCCCGCUUUUCAGCAAGGUUCACCUAUACGUGAACAGAUGAAUAUCCUCACGUCAUACAUUGAUGCCAGUCAAGUAUAUGGCAGCACUAAUGAAUUGGCCAGAAGACUGCGUGACAACACCAAUCAGCUGGGUCUCAUGGAUGUUAACAAAAACUUUACCGACAAUAGACGUCCCUACCUCCCUUUUAGUACAAAUGGCAAAGAAGAAGAUUUCUGUUUGCAGACUAACAUGACUUCUGGUCUCCCGUGCUUCUUAGCUGGUGAUGGUCGCGUCAGUGAGCAGCCUGGUUUAACUGCAUUUCACACACUCUUUGUCCGAGAACACAACCGCAUAGCUACCGCGUUAUGUAGGAUGAAUCCACGCUGGAAUGGAGAGACACUUUUCCAAGAAACUAGAAAAAUUAUUGGUGCCAUUACACAGAAAAUAAAUUAUAAAGAUUGGCUUCCCCUGCUGUUGGGUUCUUCCAUGUCUAGGAUGGUUCCUCCAUACUCUAACUAUAAUGAAACAGUCAACCCAGGAGCAUCUAAUGUGUUCAGCUUGGUCUUCCGUAUGGGUCACACAAUGAUCCAGCCAUUUAUUUAUCGCCUGCUGGAUGGUUACAAGACCUCAAGGAACUUUCCUCCAGUCCCUCUGCACCUUACAUUCUUCAACACAUGGAGAGUUGUGAGAGAAGGAGGCAUUGACCCUCUUCUUCGAGGCCUCAUGGCAAAUCAAGCCAAGUUGAACAGGCAAAACCAGAUUUUGGUUGAUGAACUCCGAGAACAUCUCUUUGAGUUGUUCAAACGUCUUGGCCUUGAUUUGGGAGCCAUCAAUAUGCAGCGUGGGCGGGAUCAUGGAUUACCAGGGUACAAUGCAUGGAGAAGAUUUUGUGGACUGUCCGAGCCCCGCAAUGUGGCUGAUUUAGCAGGAGUUCUCAAAAACAGGCCACUAGCAGAGAAAUUCAUGUCUCUUUAUGGCACCCCGCAAAAUAUUGACAUCUGGACGGGAGCUGUUGCCGAACCUCUGCUGCCGUAUGCAAGAGUAGGGGAACUGUUAGCGUGUUUAAUCGGGAACCAGUUCCGCAGAACCCGUGAUGGAGACAGAUUUUACUAUGAAAAGCCAUCAGAGUUCACAAUAGCUCAGAGGAAUGCCAUAAACAGAGUGACAAUGUCUCGAAUCAUCUGUGAUAACACAGGAAUCACUGAAGUUCCUCGAAAUGUGUUUGUAGCAAAUACCUACCCAAGAAAUUUUGUAAGAUGCUCCCAGAUUUCUGCUUUUGACCUCAGCCCCUGGAGGAAAAGGAAGAGCGGGUCAGAAGUUGAAGAUCCUGAAGAAUAAAGGAGUCAAAAAUGGGAUUCUGGUCUAUUUGAUGUAUCCCGUAAACAUGCCAUGUUAUAUACAAGAGAAUGUGAUCCUGGAGAAGGCUGCCGAGCGUUAUUCAUAAAGCUGCUGUAAUAUGCUACACGACAACAGUCUGUACUGAGCUGUGCUUGUAAAGUGUGAGAUCUGGACUUAGGAUGGGGUGUAACAUUUUAAUAUACUGCCUGUGCUCCCUCUGCCAGUGACCAAAGAUCACAGAAAAAUUCACACUGCUUUUCAUUCAUUCAAGAAUAUUCACACUUGUAUUUUAAAAUUGUA
This is a messenger RNA of Hyla sarda, 2489 nucleotides long. Its product is annotated as myeloperoxidase-like. The record is from RefSeq and is a predicted model, not a curated record. Gene Ontology annotation, biological process: response to oxidative stress. Lineage: Eukaryota; Metazoa; Chordata; Amphibia; Anura; Hylidae. The transcript has 13 exons. Gene Ontology annotation, molecular function: heme binding; peroxidase activity. The coding region runs from base 6 to 2189 and encodes 727 amino acids.